AUGGGAGCGCGAGCUCCAUCGCUGCAAGAGCUUUGCAUCCACACCGCCAUCGAUAAUCUCCACAGGUUUGGCGAUGUCGGCGACACGGAUCUGGAUCUCCUGCGCAUCAUCCUGCCGCAUUGCACGACGGACCAGCUGCGGCACAUCGAGAAUUGUAGCAAGGAUAGGGAUUUGGCACCCGUGACGAACGAGCUGUGGAAGAAAUGCUACGGCCGUGAUUUUGGCCCGCAUAGCUUGGAGCUUGUGGAGUCCAAAUUGAAGCAUGCCUCCAAGAGCCAGUUUAAGUGGAGAGAUUUGUACGAGAGAAACAAAGCAGGCAGCUCAAGCGAUGCUACAAAUCUCCACCGGAGCCGAAGAGAAGCUUUGGCAGUGAGUAGACCGAAAGAUCUUGUCAAGAAACGUCUCUGA
Selaginella moellendorffii is the source of this 408-nucleotide messenger RNA. RefSeq lists its product as uncharacterized. The transcript is spliced from 3 exons. Gene Ontology annotation, cellular component: elongin complex; nucleus. The coding region runs from base 1 to 408 and encodes 135 amino acids. The record is from RefSeq and is a predicted model, not a curated record. Gene Ontology annotation, biological process: transcription elongation by RNA polymerase II. NCBI's taxonomy places the organism in Eukaryota, Viridiplantae, Streptophyta, Lycopodiopsida, Selaginellales, Selaginellaceae.